Olea europaea var. sylvestris is the source of this 645-nucleotide messenger RNA. RefSeq lists its product as uncharacterized. The transcript has 2 exons. Bases 1 to 645 code for a protein of 214 amino acids. The record is from RefSeq and is a predicted model, not a curated record. Lineage: Eukaryota; Viridiplantae; Streptophyta; Magnoliopsida; Lamiales; Oleaceae.
AUGGAGAAAACACUAAAUCCAAGGAGACCUGGUCCUUCCCAUGAAAAGAUCGAGAACAAGAGGCAACAUGAUCCCGUCCCUCGACAUGAGCUUUCCCGGGAUAAGCGCAGGAAUGAGGCGCCGUCGGCACCUCUCACUCGGUUGAACACCUCUAAGACAAACAUCUUGAUGGAGGUUAAAGAUAUGAAAGAAUUAAAGUGGCCUACAAGGAUGAAGUCACCCCCUGACACAAGAGAUAUGAGCAAGUAUUGUGAAUUUCACUUGGAUCAUGGGCAUACUACAGAAGAUUGUCAUGCUUUAAAGCGAGAAAUUGAAGCCCUUAUCAAAAGAGGAUUUUUAAAGAGUUACAUUGCAUCCGGGGGAGACACAAGUAGUGGGCGAAAGCAGUAUGCCCGCCAACAUGCUCGAACCCCAAGGGAAUCCCAUGAUGAAGUCAAAGACAUCACUUUUGGAGCAAGAGAUUUGGAAGGAAUAUCAUAUCCUCAUGACGAUGCCUUGGUUGUCUCUGCGGUUGUGGCUAACUUCGAAGUAAAGAGGAUCCUGGUUGAUAAUGGGAGUGCAGCCAAUAUACUCUUGCAGGAGGCUUUCGCCAAAAUGGGGAUCUCUCCCAAACAGCUCAAAGCAGUAAAAACUCCUCUGCGGUGA